This is a messenger RNA of Drosophila santomea, 609 nucleotides long. RefSeq names its product protein C19orf12 homolog. Bases 54 to 476 code for a protein of 140 amino acids. NCBI's taxonomy places the organism in Eukaryota, Metazoa, Arthropoda, Insecta, Diptera, Drosophilidae. The record is from RefSeq and is a predicted model, not a curated record. The transcript is spliced from 2 exons.
CUCACCUGUAAAGAAGUAAAACUUUAUAAAGGAAAUAUAUACAUAUUGAAAAUAUGGAAUCAGCCGUGCAAGAGAUACUUGAGGCCCUGGCGAUACUGGCCGACGACGAAAAUAUCCAGCUGACCAUCGAGGAGUCCAGCAAGGGAGCUGCAAUUUGCGCUGGGGCUGCGCUGAUCGGAGGUUUACUGCUGGGCCCCCGUGGACUGGCAGUGGGCGGGGUCAUCGGUGGUCUCACCGCCUACGGACUUACGGAGGGAAAGUUUAAGCCCCUGAGUGAGGUCAUUUUGAAUGAUUUGACGGAAAGUCAGCGUCGAGAAAUGAGGCAGCACGUGAUCAGGGCUAUAUCCGAUGUAAGAAAUGUCCGGGUUGAGGAGGUCGCAAGACUAAUAUUGAAUAACCGGCAAGUGCAAAGGGUUGCACUCGACGCACUAAAGUCUUUUAUCACUGAUCGUAUGGGAAGGACCAUCAUUGAUUAAGCAUUACUAGAAAUAUUUGUUCAAACAAUACUACCAAGUAUAAGUUGUUAUAACAGAACUUUUUUGCUGAACCACCGAACCAUUUUUAGCGCGUCGUAUAACUUCAUUAGUGACGUCAAUAAAGUAAAAACCA